AUGAGCGGCCCCGGCGUCGGAUUCGAGUACCCUCCGAUCGAGGUGGCAUGGCUGAAGCGCGACCUGCUGCUGUUCGCCAACAGCAUCGGCGUCACCGUCGACGAGCUCCACUUCCUCUACGAGCUCCACCCUUCCUUCGCCGCCUUCCCAACCUACCCGCUCAUCCUCCCCUUCAAGCAUGCCGAUCAGGAAGUCGUCGACUUCCUCGCCCGCUCCUCGGCCAUCCCCAUCCCGGGCGUCCCCAACUUCGACCAGAAGCGCGGCGUCGAUGGCGAGCGCAAGAUCGAGGUGCUCAAGCCGCUGCCCGUGACGUCACAGGGUCGUGUGUUUGAGAUCCGCCAGAAGGUGCUGGGUGUCUAUGACAAGGGGAAGCCGGGGACCGUGAUCGAGACGGAGACGGUCUUGGUGGAGAAGGGGUCCGGCGAGGUGUACAGCAGGGUUAUCGGGAGCGGGUUUAUGGUUGGCCAGGGGGGUUGGGGUGGUCCGAAGGGUCCCAAGACGAUCAACUACCCGCCUCCCGAGGGCAAGGAGCCCGACGCGACCUUUGUCCAGAAGACGAACGCCGAGACGGCGCACCUGUAUCGCCUCAACGGCGACUACAACCCGCUCCACGCGACUCCCGAGCCGGGCCAGCAGAUGGGCUUCGGCGGCGUCAUCAUGCACGGCCUGUACUCGUGGAACUCGACGGCGCACGGGGUGCUCAAGCGCUUCGGCGGCUCCGACCCCAGAAACAUCAAGGAGUUCGCCGCCCGCUUCGCCAGCCCCGUCCGCCCCGGCGAUACGCUCGUCACUGACAUGUGGCGCGUCGGCCCCGCUGAGGGCCACCCCGCCGGCUGGGACCAGAUUAGGUUUGUGACGAGGGUCGAGCAGAGCGGCAAGGUGGUCUUGAGCAACGGCAGGGCGGUGGUGAAGGUCGUGCAGGAGGGGAAGAGCAAGUUGUAA
Messenger RNA from Diplodia corticola, 942 nucleotides. Its product is annotated as peroxisomal dehydratase. Lineage: Eukaryota; Fungi; Ascomycota; Dothideomycetes; Botryosphaeriales; Botryosphaeriaceae. The coding region runs from base 1 to 942 and encodes 313 amino acids. Gene Ontology annotation, cellular component: peroxisome. The record is from RefSeq and is a predicted model, not a curated record. The transcript is spliced from 4 exons.